AUGUUAGGUGCUACCAAUAUUGCUGCCUCCGGUGCUGGUGGCGGAGGGGGGAAACCCUCGAAGAAGCCAGGCAAGACUCCUGCUGACAAAGUCGCGGAGCUUGUCAAUCGAAAGACACCGGAGGCACUCGCAGUCCUGAAGAAGGCUCUUAAGGCGUACCAAACGAGCGUAGGUUCUCUUCAAGACGCGUCAUCGUCGCCGCUUAGCGGUGGCUCGAAGCCAGAAGGAGAUCUUCGAGUAUAUCGUGUAGGAAGGCUAACCUCCUAUCUCCGGAAGGCUGCUAACCACAUUCUAGAGCUAAAGAUUUCGGCUAAGGCUAAGGCCACCGCCCUAUCCGAACCCGCCUAUAUUACUAACGAUAAGGCCACUUUUAACGCGGCUAUUCCUAACGCGGCUAAAGGGCCCGUUAAGAGGCAAAGUAAGGGGCAGCUUAAGGGCACAGAACAAGAGGCCGCGGACCUCAUUACCUUCCCUAUGUUAGAGAUGUUAAUCGCCCAGCCCCCAGAAGAGGAGUGGCUUAUUGAGUUCUCCGAUUCCGAGUAG
Messenger RNA from Penicillium odoratum, 543 nucleotides. RefSeq lists its product as uncharacterized. The coding region runs from base 1 to 543 and encodes 180 amino acids. The transcript has 6 exons. Lineage: Eukaryota; Fungi; Ascomycota; Eurotiomycetes; Eurotiales; Aspergillaceae. The record is from RefSeq and is a predicted model, not a curated record.